This is a messenger RNA of Rangifer tarandus platyrhynchus (Svalbard reindeer), 1323 nucleotides long. Lineage: Eukaryota; Metazoa; Chordata; Mammalia; Artiodactyla; Cervidae. The record is from the annotation of a GenBank genome assembly.
AUGGGGCUGCCCGGCUCCCCGCGGCAGUGGGUCCUGCUGCUGCUGGGGCUGCUGCUCCCCCCAGCCGCCCCCUUCUGGCUCUUCAAUGUGCUGUUCCCCCCGCACACCACGCCCAAGGCCGAGCUCAGUAACCACACACGGCCCGUCAUCCUCGUGCCUGGCUGCCUGGGGAAUCAGCUGGAAGCCAAGCUGGAUAAACCGAGUGUGGUGAACUGGAUGUGCUACCGCAAGACAGAGGACUUUUUCACCAUCUGGCUAGAUCUCAACAUGUUCCUGCCCCUUGGGGUAGACUGCUGGAUUGACAACACCAGGGUUGUGUACAAUCGCAGCUCUGGGAGGGUGUCCAAUGCUCCCGGUGUACAGAUCCGUGUCCCCGGCUUUGGCAAGACCUACUCUGUUGAGUACCUGGACAGCAGCAAGUUGGCAGGUUAUAUGCACACACUGGUACAGAACCUGGUCAACAAUGGGUACGUGCGGGAUGAGACAGUGCGGGCCGCCCCCUACGACUGGCGGCUGGAGCCUAGCCAGCAGGAGGAGUACUACCUGAAGCUUGCUGGACUGGUGGAGGAGAUGCAUGCUACAUAUGGGAAGCCUGUCUUCCUCAUUGGGCACAGUCUUGGCUGCCUGCACCUGCUCUAUUUCUUACUGCGCCAACCCCAGACCUGGAAGGACCGCUUCAUUGAUGGUUUCAUCUCUCUCGGGGCUCCCUGGGGUGGCUCCAUCAAGCCUAUGUUAGUCUUGGCUUCAGGUGACAACCAGGGCAUCCCAAUCAUGUCCAGCAUCAAGCUGAAAGAGGAACAGCGCAUGACGACAACAUCACCCUGGAUGUUUCCUGCCAGGCAGACGUGGCCUGAGGACCACGUGUUCAUUUCCACCCCCAGCAUCAACUACACAAGCCGUGACAUGCAGCGCUUCUUUACAGACCUGCACUUUGAGGAAGGCUGGUACAUGUGGCUCCAGUCACGUGACCUGCUGGCAGGCCUCCCAGCACCUGGCGUGGAAGUGUACUGUCUGUAUGGCAUAGGCCUGCCCACGCCCAGCACCUACAUCUAUGACCACGGCUUCCCCUACACAGACCCCGUGGAUGUGCUAUAUGAGGAUGGUGAUGACACUGUAGCCACGCGCAGCACGGAGCUCUGUGCCCGCUGGCAGGGCCGCCAGAAACAGCCCGUGCACCUGUUGCCUCUGCCUGGGACACAGCACCUCAACAUGGUCUUCAGCAAUCAGACACUGGAGCACAUCAAUGCCAUUCUGCUGGGUACCUACCGAAAUAGCACUGCUGUACCCCCGACUGCCAGCCCAAAGCCCAUGCCCCCUGAAUAA